Telopea speciosissima is the source of this 456-nucleotide messenger RNA. RefSeq lists its product as uncharacterized. The record is from RefSeq and is a predicted model, not a curated record. Lineage: Eukaryota; Viridiplantae; Streptophyta; Magnoliopsida; Proteales; Proteaceae. Bases 1 to 456 code for a protein of 151 amino acids. The transcript has 3 exons.
AUGGCCGCUGUCACGUUUUCUAUCAACAAUAACAUGGUUACUAUUGAGAUUCUUACUGGGUCAAACUUUAAGAAGUGGAAAGAAGACAUUAUGUUAGCCAUAGAAAUGACAGAUGAAAAGAGUAAUCGUAUUUGUACACUUUCCAUAAAGAGGUCAUUCCAGGAUCAUCUGAAAAGUGAUCUACCUGACCAAUGUACUGCCAGAGAAUUGUUAGAUGCAAUUUCCAAGAGAUAUAAAGUUUCAUCGAAUGCUGAGAUUGAGACACUUUUGCAAGGAUUAUUUAAUAUGGAAUACUAUGGUUCUGGGAGUGUUAGGAAUAAUAUUAUUAGGAUGGUUGAUUACCAGACCAAACUCAAAGCCUUGAAUAUUCCUCUCCUUGAUGCCCUGAUUGUUCAUCAAGCCCUUAAUACCCUACCUUUUGAAUUUGGUAUCAUUCAAACCAACUACAUUUCUUAG